AUGACUAGCUUGCUCUAUCCCGUUUUCAACGGGCUCAAAUAUAAUGUAUGUUUUUUCUUUUUAAUGGUUAAAUGCGCCUUUAUGCGUAUACUUAUUAUUUUUAACUACAAAGUGGCUUUUUUUAUUAUAAAUUAA
Molecule: messenger RNA, 135 nt
Organism: Vairimorpha ceranae
Lineage: Eukaryota; Fungi; Microsporidia; Nosematidae
Exons: 1
Coding region: 1-135 (44 amino acids)
Source: RefSeq, a predicted model, not a curated record